Messenger RNA from Aspergillus pseudotamarii, 1482 nucleotides. RefSeq lists its product as uncharacterized. Lineage: Eukaryota; Fungi; Ascomycota; Eurotiomycetes; Eurotiales; Aspergillaceae. The record is from RefSeq and is a predicted model, not a curated record. The coding region runs from base 1 to 1482 and encodes 493 amino acids. The transcript is spliced from 2 exons.
AUGGAAGCCUGGGGCUUACAACUGACUGUGCCAAGCACCUAUACUCUGCUGGAGUCUGGGGGUGAGAGUCAUGCUCCUCCGAUCACUGGCUCCCUUGUCAUCGCAGUUCCCUCUGCAAGCUUGAGAGCUUCCACCGAGAAUUUCCCCAAAUUUGAAAUUAGUUUCACGCGAUCAGUGACCCCUAAACCUUGUGAUGUCGCUGUUCCCAGCAACAAUAAGAGCUAUAGUUUUUUCUUCAAACGCAACCAGAAGCACAAAUCAUCAAGAAAUCAGAACUCUCCCCACGCGACCCCACCACCGGAGCCCAACGUUGAGACACUGGUACAAUAUGACCUCUGCCAUGCACCCGAUGAGAUAGACCCCCAAGAGGGCGAGAAUGAAACAUGGCUGAAAUUCAAUUUCUACCUCCCUAUUCCGAGCAAUAUCCCUCCGACAACAGAGACGAUCCUAGGGAGCGUGUCUUAUGCCAUCACUGCCACGGUAACACCGUCAACGAUAGCCAGCACGAGGAUACUGAAGGACACGCAGCAAAUAAAGGUGUCUCGCCGUGUAGUCUCUGAACAAACCCGGCAUAUCCGACAGUAUCCCGGCGAAAAGGUACUGACCGAACUAUCCCUAAUACCGAAUCAAUUAUACUCAGACUCGCCCGAGGAGAUGAAAGUAGCGUACUCUUUAGAAUGGGUGGCCCACUCAACCAUUGCAAAGGGAGCGCGAGACAUGGAAGUGAAGUACGUGGUGGGUAAAGAAUUGAAGUGGAAGGUGGAAGAGACCGUCAAGUACCUCUCCAUCUCGAGGGGUGGUAACCCACAAAGAGAGGCCGUAACAACAACCUGCAAGGAGCAGCGUGUACGGCAACUAUGCGAGGGAAAACAAAAAGGCCACUGGAUAGCAACUGGAGGGUUACAAGGAGGCGACCAUACGAUUGAGAUCCCGUUCGACGUCAACAUCCCAGCCAAAGCGAAGGCAGCAGAUGGGAUAGAUCUGUCUUCAUACCUAUGUCAUCACCAGGAAAAGGUCUGCAAUUGCAGUCCUACCGACAUAACCGGUGUUAUAGUCGAGCACAAUCUGUUACUGGAAGUUGUCACGGGCCAGGAUACCUUUGACGAGGCAACCGGAAGACUUGUAGAUCGCAGACCCCGGAUGAAGGCUUUCAACGCUAUCUUCCCUCUUUCUGUUCGGGACUUUAUCAGGAUUAUCCGUUCGACGCCCAGCACCUUGCUUGUCGACAAGGAUCAUACUCGCUUGACGAUCCAUACUGCCGCAGUGCAAAACGUCUCGGAAGGGUUGUACAUGCACAUGUGUGAUAAUUCGAUGAAGGAUUUUCCAUCCGAAGUUACGGUUCUUGAAGAUGUAGAGCCAGAGACAUUCAUUGGGUUCUGCGAAUAUGUGUACACUGGUGCCUAUGUGACUCCCGAGUUUACCUCGACUGAAUAUAAUGAAGAUGGCCUUUGUCUGGAAACACAGGCUGCUGGUGGUAUUUGA